GAAAUCAUCUUGAGCGGUCGUGAGUGGGUUGUUAUUUUUCGUCUUUUCAGAGAUCAUUUCUGAAUUGUUAAAAUGAAUACCUUACGUCCAGACCCUGGUGAAACUGACGAUGAUCUAAUUAGGCUAAAUGCUGAUUUUUUGAAAAGUAGUAAAAGAAAACAAGAAGAUACUGACAAAAAGGCUUAUGAGGACGGUUUGAAAAAGCAGAAGCCGCUAGAUAGUGGAAAUGACUGUAUUAAUGAUCCUCAAACAAUAUUGGAAAAUACCAUUGCACCCAAAAUGAUGCUAAGCGACGUAGUUGAAAAGCGUUUCUCUCCACAGCAGUCACUUCCACCAAAAAAGACAUCGAGAGGUUUCCCUAAAGUGUUCAAGCGAGAUAAAAUGGUGUCUAGCUGUGGUGACAGCAAGAAGACGAGCAUUUUUGCCCAGAUGAAAAAGAAGGAAGUAGAUCAAGUACCAGUGGAAGUUGAUGCUAAAAUUGAUCUUGGCGCACAGAAAGAAAUAAAAAAUAUUUUUGGUCCGUCGGAGGCUGAAAAAAUUCACAUAGAGAGCAUGCAAAAACUUCCUGCUGAGUUAUAUGAGGAACAAAUUCUUGAAGAAAGAAAUCGCUUGAUGGCUACCCUUAAACCAGACACUUUGAGCUUUUUUGCCAAGAGAAAGGCAAAAGUUGCAACAGUUACAGAAGAACCCUCAAGAUCAAGCCAAAAAUCCAUGAAAAUAGAGGAGACGAAAGAGCUUUCUGAUGAUGACGAUUUGCCAAUACCUGUCAUUGAGGCACACAAGUGGCUGCACAUGGAUGUCGUAGAGACUGAAAAGCUGAAGUGGAUGAAAAAAUUGCCGCAACCUAAGCCGCUGGCACCGGGAGAUCCAUAUCCUGCUCGCUUUGAUUUUCAAGGAAACUUGCUUCCGCCAAAUGCUGAUGUACAUGUAGCUAAAGCUCUUCAUCACCACGGAGACGAACCUGAAAGAGCAGGGUACACUCUUGAAGAGCUGCUGCUCUUUUCAAGGAGUUCAGUUAUUCAACAGAGAACUAUUGGCAUCUCAACCAUUGCAAACAUAUUGCGACUGGCUAAAGAGGGAAGGUUCGAUUUGUGCUUUGAAGAGCAGAUUGUGCCUCAGCUGGUUGGCGCUGGUGUGUUUGCGGUCCUGCGUUUUUCACUGGACGACAGCGUCAGUAUGGUCGUUCAAGCUGCAGCUGAUGCUUUGAAAAACCUUCUGGCGUCAGACCCUGACGAAUUGUGCCUCUCAUUGCUGCUAGGCACAACUUUCGGUACAGAGCAACCAAUAUUAUUUUGCCUACCUGUGCCUGACGAUGAGAAAGAAAAAGGUGAAGCUCCUGUUGAAGAGGGGGAACUGAAGGACCACGAACUGCUGCAGUUAGACGUCAUCAAAGGAGCGAUCAGAACUGACAUUAUUUCAAGAAUCAGAUACUUGUUGGAAAUAACGAAGCCAGACCCCAAAACGACGCUGUCUUUGAUUGAGAUUCUAAUCAGAAUUUCUAGGCACUCUAGAAAUUCUGCUCUGGAAGUGGGAAGGUGCAUUGGUUUAAUGCAAAUCAUCAUCUCGCGUUUCAUCCCUAUAGAAUGGGAAUCUGUGUCUAAAAAGCCCGCAGAAAUGGACUCCGUGUAUGGCGUUCCUCUUGCGAGAGCAGUGCGGCUGGUCAGGGUCAUAGCUGCUCAGAGCAAAGAAAUGGCAUCGGAUUUCGUGCGCAAGUACAAGGUCAUGCCGACAAUAAUGAAAUACUUGUCUGCUGAGCCUGGUGAUACAGGUAUUCCCGAUGGUGCAGCCAUCCUCAUCGAAUCUUUUUGCCUCUGGAAAACAUUGCUGGCUUAUGGCUUUGCGUUAAAAGAUUUCAGCUCUUUUUCACCAGUUUACGCACAGCUGUUGUCAUUUCACUUGACAACCACGAGUCUCCGCACAGAAGGGUCGUUUUAUCAGGAACACGCGACCGCCCUCAUCAGGUUGCUGCAGCAAGCUCUUGAAGUUGACAGACGGUUACACCAUGAGUUGCCCAAAGACAUGAUCAUCAACAUGGGCCCUGUGAUUGUCAGAUCAACUGCAUCCUGGAUGCAACAGGCAUCUGAAAAUUUGCCAUUGAAUUUCAGUGACUGCAAAUUAUUAGGAGCGGCUAUUUCUCUCUCACAAACUCUAUUCCAAGUGUUGCUGCAAUGGGAUGGAGUUGAUGUUGUGUCCUGGAUGAGUUUGCUGCAAAAUUUUAUGAAAUCAUCUAUCAUCCCAUACGUUUCUUCCAAGGCUUUUCAAAAUGCUACUGCUUCCAUGUUGGAAUAUUCCUCAUUGCUGAGCAUUGAAUCAUCUUCUGGCAAAAAGCGAGACCACAAAGGACUGCCCUCAGUAGGUUCCAUCAACUGUGGACAGAAAGUAACCAGCAUUCUCCAGCCAAAAUCAGCGCUCUUCUUGAUUCAGCCUCUCAUUUCCUUCAUCAAGUUUGCUGCAGACAAAUUCCCAUCGCUGAAAACUAAUAUCUUGAGUUUAUUACUCGCAAACAGUGACAUCAAAAACUAUGUGAGCAAAAUAGCUGAGGAUGGAUGCCCUGGUUUUGACAACUGGUUUUCAAGGACAGAAAUGCACUUAGUGGUGGACCUGCUGCUCCUUGCUGCCAAAAGUGAUGUUCUAGAGCCUGACUACCAAACCCAGUGCCACAUUGCCUCUCUCAAAUUGGUGUCCUGCAUCCGAAAGAACGACAGAAAAUUAUUGUUAGACUUGUUCCAAACAUGGGUUUUCCAAGACAUAUUUUCCAGUCAUGAAGAUGUUGCCAUUGGAUCACUGAAAAAUCUCAGCUUGAGGGAUGCUAACCAGCCUCAACCAGCAGUUAUAACCGCAAUCAAUGAGCUCACGAUCAUACGAGACACGUUCAUCGCUGUUUUUAACUUGAAGUUUGAAGAGGCCAAAGAUAAAUUGAACACAAUAAGUCUACUAGCUGAAUGUGACACUUUGGUACCCAGAGACUGGCCUUUCUUCCCGCUGAUUAAAGUUGUUAGCUUUUCGCAAGAGGAAGUCAAACCUGGUGGACCAGAGCCUGCUGUUGAUUUCCAGGAGGUUGUGAGGAGUUUGCAAUGGAUUCUGUUACUUGAAACUGCAGAGCACCAAAUUCUACACACAAUGCUCUCUCCAACAGCAAGAUUUUGCAGACUAGCUUGUGUUUUUCUUGCAGAAAACUGCCUCUUUCUGGAGAGUGAGAUUCACAAGUAUCUGAAAGAGAUCGUCAGCACUCUUCUGGCGAACAUGGAAUCUGAUGGCAAAGAUUUUGACUUCAAUGACAAAAUUCCAGGCCUCAAGGAUUUCUGGGAUUUAUAUGUGCAACUCGUGCAGCAAUAUAGUUCAGAAUCUUACGGGGAUGGAUUAUUCGCUCAUUUUAUCUUCAUCCCGCUCCAGCAGAGAUUUGGUACUGCGUUUAAAAAUUUGAUCUGGGGAGAACGGAUUGAAGUUGUUCGCUUUUUGUCAUUACCAAUAAGCGAGCUCUUACUGCCUUUGGAAAAGUUCCUGGAGCCAAGUGAAAAAGACAUUUCACUGUUGACUUUGUAUCUGAAAAACCUGAUAGCAGGUUUGGUCAAGCCGAUGUGGAGUCCUAUCCUGUACAAGGUUGCUGUCCAUCAUAUAAUGCAGUACAUCGCAAAUGGAGAAGACAGGGAGUUUGCUGAAAAGCUCAAGAUAGGAUUGCAGACAGCAAAGUUGGAAACAGUUGCUUAAGUAGUUUUAAAUUGUUUUAAUUUUUUGUUUUCCAAAUUGUAUUUUUACAAUUUUUCUGAUGACAGUUUUCAUUAAACAGAUUAAACACAAAAGUUUUGUAUCAACAACAAAAA
Messenger RNA from Cloeon dipterum, 3821 nucleotides. RefSeq names its product RNA polymerase II-associated protein 1. Gene Ontology annotation, biological process: transcription by RNA polymerase II. Bases 73 to 3708 code for a protein of 1211 amino acids. The transcript has 20 exons. The record is from RefSeq and is a predicted model, not a curated record. Lineage: Eukaryota; Metazoa; Arthropoda; Insecta; Ephemeroptera; Baetidae.